Messenger RNA from Brassica oleracea var. oleracea, 879 nucleotides. Its product is annotated as probable glutathione peroxidase 5. Gene Ontology annotation, biological process: response to oxidative stress. NCBI's taxonomy places the organism in Eukaryota, Viridiplantae, Streptophyta, Magnoliopsida, Brassicales, Brassicaceae. Gene Ontology annotation, molecular function: glutathione peroxidase activity. The record is from RefSeq and is a predicted model, not a curated record. Bases 81 to 671 code for a protein of 196 amino acids. The transcript is spliced from 6 exons.
ACACCCAACUCUUAACAAUUACAAGGAGGCUUGUGUGGUUAAGAGAGCAGCAGACACAUAUAGAACUUAUCCCUCACGAGAUGGGUGGUUCGUUAUCAGCAGUGUCCGAAAAAUCCAUCCAUGAGUUCACCGUCAAGGUUUUUCUUCGUUUUCUUAUUUGUUUUAUGGAUUACGGGAAUGAAUGUUCCGGCAAGGAGGUUGAUCUUAGCAUUUAUCAAGGGAAAGUUCUUCUCGUCGUGAACGUUGCUUCUAAAUGCGGUUUCACGGAAUCCAAUUACACCCAGCUAACAGAACUUUACCAGAGAUACAAAGAUCAAGGGUUUGUGAUAUUGGCGUUUCCUUGCAACCAGUUUAUGUACCAAGAGCCUGGGACAAGCCAAGAUGCUCAUGCAUUUGCUUGUACAAGGUUUAAGGCCGAGUACCCCGUUUUCCAAAAGGUGUGUGUAAAUGGACAAAACGCAGCACCAGUCUACAAAUUCCUCAAGUCAAAGAAACCAACUUUCUUCGGAACAAGGAUCAAAUGGAACUUCACCAAGUUUUUGGUCGGCAAAGACGGUCAAGUCAUUGAUCGUUAUGGCCUAACUGUUCCACCUCUCUCCAUCGAGAAAGACAUCAUCAAAGCCCUUGGAGAAGCAGGAGAUGAUGUUCCAAGUAUUGAACCCUUGAUGUAGGCACAAAGAGGCUCUUGACGUUGGACUGGCUCGUGUCUCGAGUUACCGAAUGACAUCAUCACAUGUAAAAAAAAGGCCUUUCUAGCUCUCUUUUCUAAUUUGUUUUGUGUGUGGAAGGAGCACUAAUCUCUUAUUCUUCCUGCUCUGACUUAGUUUUGUCGCUACCAUGGUAAAAAGAGAUGCCUACACAAGUUUCCAUAUUUCCUUA